AUGGAAGGCCGUAUACCAGCUAAAAUCCAAAGUUAUGGAAUAAAAUAUUGUCCACAUUAUGAACUACAACCUGACUUUGAUCCAAAUAUUACUCAAAGAAAAUUAGGAUUUGGUCCUGAAGUUGAUGGAAAUGUCCAGGCAGUGAGAGGAGAAGAUAUAGUUAAUUUCUCAGACAGAGCGAUCAUUUUAGGAGAAUCAUUGCUUGACCAUCGAAAGGAAGUCGAAACUGAUCUCAAUGAGAGAAACACAAACUGA
Molecule: messenger RNA, 255 nt
Organism: Nezara viridula (southern green stink bug)
Lineage: Eukaryota; Metazoa; Arthropoda; Insecta; Hemiptera; Pentatomidae
Source: the annotation of a GenBank genome assembly